Diospyros lotus (date-plum) is the source of this 1096-nucleotide messenger RNA. Its product is annotated as tetraspanin-7-like. Lineage: Eukaryota; Viridiplantae; Streptophyta; Magnoliopsida; Ericales; Ebenaceae. Gene Ontology annotation, biological process: auxin-activated signaling pathway. Gene Ontology annotation, cellular component: plasmodesma; plasma membrane. Bases 84 to 878 code for a protein of 264 amino acids. The transcript is spliced from 2 exons. The record is from RefSeq and is a predicted model, not a curated record.
GGUUUAUUACUUCUUCUUCCACGUACCCUCAGCAUCUCCAGAAUCCUUACAUUGAUGAUCACAUCACUUCAAAUUAAACAAUAAUGGAAUGGGGAAAAUGUUGCUUGGUCUGUAUCACCUGUCUUUCUCUGUGCAUCACCUACCUGGCGUUUGCAGCAUCCAUAAUCGCCAGUUUCAUCGAGUUAUUCAAAUCCCAAGAAAACUGCGAACAGUUCCUCCAACUAUGGCCCAAAAUCCUUUGGCUGCCGUUCGUGCUCAUGGUGAUCUCAACCCUCAUCAGGUUCAAGUUCAAUAAAUGCGGAAACAAAGCGACAACCUGCUGUGCCCAAUGGUUCGAAAUCGCCCUCGCCGUUUUCCUCCUCAUCUACUUCUUCAAGUCACUGUCCGCCACCAUAGACGGCGGCGGCGUGGCUUUGCCUGGCAAAGCUUACAAGGAGUUCCAUUUGGUGGAUUACUCCACAGGCUUGCAGGCGAAGGUGAACGAUACGCGGAUGUGGAGGCAUGUCGCCAAGUGCUUGCGCCAGCGCCGUGUUUGCAAUCGAUUGUCUCGCACUUGGGUUAAUGUCAGCCUCGCAGAAUUUCAUUCCAAGCCUUUGUCAUCCAUAGAGUCGGGUUGUUGCAAGCCACCAAGCGACUGCAAUUUCUCCUAUGUGAAGCCAACCGAAUGGAGGAAGAUAGCCAACUCCUCAAGAUACAGUAGUAGCAACUCGGACUGCGAAGAAUGGAGCAACGACCCCAAAGCCCUGUGCUUUAACUGCGACUCAUGCAAGGCUGGAGUAGCCGACAAGUUCAAGCAUAACUGGUUUGAAGGAAUGCUCACUGGAAUGCUCUGCAAAUGGACGUUUCUGCCAUUUUUACAUUGGAUUAGAGCUUGUUAAUUGAUUGCCUUAUUUUGUGGAUGGCUAGCUGGGAAGUUGGAAAAGUUAAUGGUGCUGUUUGGGUUACCUAAUUAAGCUUGUAUUCUUGUAAUUUAAGCUUUUGUGGCUUAACGUGGACUCUAAAAGUUUAAACUAAUGAAUGUUUAUGAGAAGUAAUUCUGUUGUAAACAGUUUGUUGAAUAUUUGAUAUAAUAAUAUAUAAGGGAUGUUUUAAUAAA